AUGUCAGAAGAUAUGUUACAUGAAAGUCGUGUCAGUUCCAGAAAUCACGAUAUUGAGAUGAAUGAGGAGAUACAUAAUCGUGCUUUACUCUUGAUCGAAGAUAUGUGUUACCUCAUGUGCGGUAAUUUAUUAAUCAGGUUAGGAAUGCCAGCGCCAAAUCGUGAAAUGAAUGACGCAUUUAAUCGAGAAUUGGAACGGGAACGUGAAUAUGAUCACCAGGAAUUAGAUUUAGUAGUUCAAAGGAAUGUACCCCUGUUGAAUUACCAACAAAAGAAAGUUUAUGAUACUUUAAUGAAGGCAAUCGCUGAUGAAAAUGGUGGUUUAUAUUUCCUAGAUGCCCCUGGUGGAACUGGCAAGACAUUCCUUAUGUCAUUAGUUUUAGCAACUGUUCGGGCGAGAUCCAACAUAGCGGUUGCAGUUGCUUCUUCUGGAAUAGCAGCCACAUUGUUAGAAGGAUGCCGUACGGCUCAUUCAGCAUUCAAAUUACCGUUAAAUCUUCAAACUAUUGAAGAACCAAUGUGUAAUAUGGCAAAACACUCAGCAAUGGCCAAAGUUUUAGCGACAUCGAAAAUCAUCGUCUGGGACGAAUGCACAAUGGCGCAUAAACGUGCAUUAGAAGCACUUAACCGAACAUUAAAAGAUUUACGCAAUGACUCGCGAUGUUUUGGAGGAGCAAUGAUUUUACUGUCUGGCGAUUUCCGCCAAAUACUGCCACUAAUUCCAAGAUCUACGGCUGCCGACGAAAUAAACGCUUGCCUCAAAUCGUCAAAUCUAUGGCGCUAUGUGAAGAAACUGCAGCUGACAACAAACAUGAGAGUUACAUUGCUUAAUGAUACAUCUGCUGAAGAUUUCUCGGAGCAAUUGCUGACUAUCGGUAAUGGUCAAGUACCUGUCGAUGAAUCGAGCGGAUUAAUAUCAUUUCCAAAUAAUUUCUGUAAUUUUGUCUCAUCAAAAGACGAACUUAUCAACAAUGUAUUUCCAAAUAUUAUUUCUAACUACAAAAAUAAUGAAUGGUUGAGUGAGCGAGCAAUUUUAGCGGCUAAGAAUAAAGAUGUAGAUGACCUGAACUACAUAAUUCAAAAUAAGAUCAUUGGAACAAUGCAAUCAUUCAAAUCUAUUGACUGCGUCACAAAUGAAGAUGAAGCCACCAACUAUCCAAUUGAAUUUUUAAACUCUUUGGACGUGCCUGGCUUACCACCGCACAAUUUACGCCUAAAGGUUGGCUCCGUAGUAAUCAUGCUUCGAAACAUAAACCAACCAAAACUGUGCAACGGUACGCGUUUGGUGGUAAUACAAGAGAUAAAAAACUAUUCCAUCAAUACAUUGUGGAUAUGUAUGCUAACACCGAAAGCGAACGCUUGCGAUUCAUUCGAUACAACCAGCAGAAAUUACGAUCAGAAGAAUAUAUUCACUUACGAGAUGCUAUUGUCGGAAACAUCGAUGGAAAUUUAA
Zeugodacus cucurbitae (melon fly) is the source of this 1452-nucleotide messenger RNA. Its product is annotated as ATP-dependent DNA helicase pif1-like. Gene Ontology annotation, biological process: telomere maintenance; DNA repair. NCBI's taxonomy places the organism in Eukaryota, Metazoa, Arthropoda, Insecta, Diptera, Tephritidae. The transcript has 3 exons. Gene Ontology annotation, molecular function: DNA helicase activity. The record is from RefSeq and is a predicted model, not a curated record. The coding region runs from base 1 to 1452 and encodes 483 amino acids.